AUGAAUUCGGCGAAAGAUUGGGAUCCAAAGGUUAGAAUACCCAGAACGCCGGCGGAAUGGGCAUUGAUGGCUGGGGAGGCAAAAAUACCACCACUUGCUGAAGGAGUAAAAGCCGAUGAGGAUUACCCAGCAGGUCAACCAGCCUUGUACCUGGACAUGCAUAAAGUUGGUCAUUGGGAAUCUGCGUCGAAAGUAUCGGAGGCACACUUUCUCCUGACUCGAUGUUUGUGGAAAUUUAGCAACAACACGGCGUUAAGUGAGUGGGAUUCAUACCCAGACCCUAUGAUAAACCCAAAAAGACAUGAAAGCUUUCAACCAGCUAUGGAUUGGCUUUCUAAGAGACCGGACUGGAGGGCAUAUGUUCGCGACAUACAAGAAAAUACGAAUAAACGCCCUGACCCGGGACAGGCGAAGAGCCUUGGCGAAUUCACAAGUACGCGACAUUGGCAACUUUGUGUCCGAGAUGGGGAGAAACAGAACAAUGAACGUGACAACUCCCCUCCUGUCACAAGAAGCAGAGCGAGACAAGAUUUGCCUUCAGUGGAAAUGCAGGCGGACGCUGACGGCUCUUCCGAUUUGUUUGACGCAAGGCCCGAACGGACGACCACCGUGUUUAAUGCGAGCGGGAGUUCCAAUGAUGCUGCCUCCAAAGAGGAUGAUUCGAGCGACAGAAUGAGCGGGGUCUUGAAAACCAUGUCGAGGUCAAGUGGGAGUUCCGGGGAACCUUCCGCCAACGUGAGGGAGUCCCACAUGAGGAUGGACGAAAUGCACGAACUCACGACAUACGAGACUAGGUCAUCAUGUCUCAGCUUUGGGGCGCUAGCGAAGAAAAUGUCCGCCCAAUCUGCAACUACGAAGGAGGAAGCAUCGAUUACGCUCUGCAGAACAAGCGACGAGGAGACGGUCAAUAUGGCGCUUGUGGAAUUUUUGAGUGCAUUGACUAGAUGCUACCCACAUGUUCAUCUGGAAUGGAAAGCAGACAGGCAAUUUUUCGAAGUCGACCUCGGAAAGGCUCAGCUCCGUGCUAAGUCAGACGGUGGAUUGUUUUCAAGACAAUCAGACAUUUUCGCCCUUGUUGAGGUCAAGCCCUUCGUGCUUAUGGCGGCACCCGAAACGACUUUCAGGCAAAUGUCAAUGGAGAUGGUCGCAUGGAUUGCGCAUGCCAUGAGAAAUCCGCAAGACCGAAGGAAAGCGUAUGUUCUCCUCCAUUACCGUACUCAUCCUAAGUCCAAGCCGUUUUCUAAUACGCUGGAAGAUACUACAUGGUAA
Messenger RNA from Aspergillus neoniger CBS 115656, 1269 nucleotides. RefSeq lists its product as uncharacterized. The transcript is spliced from 2 exons. The record is from RefSeq and is a predicted model, not a curated record. The coding region runs from base 1 to 1269 and encodes 422 amino acids. NCBI's taxonomy places the organism in Eukaryota, Fungi, Ascomycota, Eurotiomycetes, Eurotiales, Aspergillaceae.